This is a messenger RNA of Eremomyces bilateralis CBS 781.70, 2395 nucleotides long. Its product is annotated as vacuolar sorting protein-like protein. The record is from RefSeq and is a predicted model, not a curated record. Gene Ontology annotation, biological process: vesicle-mediated transport; intracellular protein transport. The transcript is spliced from 4 exons. The coding region runs from base 173 to 2158 and encodes 661 amino acids. Gene Ontology annotation, cellular component: CORVET complex; fungal-type vacuole. NCBI's taxonomy places the organism in Eukaryota, Fungi, Ascomycota, Dothideomycetes, Eremomycetales, Eremomycetaceae.
CAACAACUUGCAAGCAACGCAACCUUCGACAAGAAUUGGAUUUUCAAAAGAGAUCAUCCUAAAACGAAAGUCAUCGCAGUUGGGGAAUCAUAGCCUUCCGUCUACUGCGGGCGAUGAGGUGACAUGCCAUCAGUUGCCCUGGCUGGGGAGCAGCCUUCACCGUAGAUCAACCAUGGCGCGAACCGUCCUCGAGGCCUCCGAAAUAGGUGAGAAGGCUCGGAGAGACCUUCUGCUUCUCCUUGAAGGGGUUCGAGGCAAGAAGAACCUCGUCAUCGAGAAGGGCCUUGCGGGGACGUUGGGGCUCUUCGUUAAGUUCUCGACGCUCCAGGAGUAUGGGGUGGACAAAGUGUUUUUCUUAGAGAACGAUAAUGUCGACUCGUCGCAGAAGAAUAUCGUGUUCUUGGCCCGCUCGGAUAAUUUGAAUGAAGUCCAUGCUAUUGCAAGUCAGAUCAAGCGGCUACGUCAAAGUGGUCAGACCGAACAUGAGAUAUCUAUAUUCUGGGUCCCGAGGAGGACCUUAGUCUCGGAUCAGAUUCUCGAAGAGGAGGGCGCACUUGGCGAUGUCAACGUCUCGGAGUAUCCCUUAUACUUUGUUCCCGUCGCUGAAGAUAUACUAUCUCUGGAGCUAGAGAAUAGUUUUCGAGAUCUAUACCUGCGCAAAGAUCCGACGUGCAUUUUCACUGCGGCGAAAGCGUUGAUGUUGCUGCAACAGCACCAUGGGCUCUUCCCUCGUAUCACAGGGAAAGGGAACAACGCAAAGCGACUCGCCGACUUGCUCAUGCGUAUGCGGUCGGAACUCACAGCGUCAUCUGACUUUCGUCCCUCUGGCGCCGGCUACGAACUAACUCCCAGCAACACGAUCGAAAGCUUGAUCAUUAUAGACCGAGAAGUUGAUUUUCCAUCUGCUCUGCUUACGCAGUUAACUUAUGAGGGACUGGUGGACGAAUGUUUUGGGAUAGAGUCCAAUCAAAUCGAAGUUGACUCCUCCGUUGUAGGCACUGCCAGCAAUACGACUUCCCAAGGGUCAUCGUCGGGACCCGGAUCAGCAUCACAGCCACUUCGGAAGAAGAUCAUCCUUGACGGCACUGAAUCCCUUUUCAAGAGUAUUCGGGACACCAACUUCGCAGUUGUCCCCCAGGUACUCAACUCAGUCGCACGUCGAUUGCAAAAUACAUACGAGAAUCGACCCACAGCGUCGAAGACCACUGCUGAGCUCCGGGAGUUCGUCUCUAAGCUCCCGAGCUACCAAUCCGAACAAACUAGCCUCAAGCUCCAUACCAACAUUGCCGAAGAGAUCCAGAAGUUCACCCAAUCUGAGAUCUUCACCCGUAUUCUCGAGGUGCAACAGACCGUUGCCGAAGAACUAGACCCUACAUCCCAGCACGACACCAUCGACGAGCUAAUUUCCCGCGCCAUCUCCCUCCCCACCGUUCUCCGUCUCCUCUGCCUCGAGUCCACCAUGUGCAACGGCCUACGACCCCGCGACCUGGACGCCUUCAAACGCGCCAUCCUCCAUGCCUACGGCCCACAACACCUCCUAACCCUCUCCCGACUCGAAAAAAUGGGUCUCCUGUCCACACGGUCCGGCAGUGCUUUCACUCCCGCGCCACUCUCCAAAUCCGGCUCAGGGACGAAUUACUCCUACGUCAGAAAAGCACUCCAUCUAUACAUGCGCGAGGUCAACGAAGCCAAACCCGACGAUAUCGCGUACGUCUACAGCGGCCCCGUUCCACUUAGCGUCCGCCUCGUGCAAUGCGUCCUCCAGAAACAAUACCUUGCCUCCCUCUCCAACAAACACCCUGGCGCCACCAACGCCGCGGCCUCCGGCGCCACCGCACUCUCGCAAGGCUGGCGCCCCUUCGAAGAGGCGGUGAAGCAGAUCAAGGGCGCCACGUUCGACGAGGUUCAGAGGGGGGAGGAGAAGGCGGUGCGGGCGAAGCAGAUCUUGAACGGGUCGGGAUCGACGGAGGGGAAGACGGUGCUAGUAUUCUAUUUGGGGGGGAUCAGUCGGGCGGAGGUGGCGGCGUUGCGGUUCGUGGGGAAGCGGUUGGUGGAUGAGGGGCGGAGGAGGAAUUUGGUGAUUUGUACGACGGGGAUGGUGAGUGGGAAUGAUAUGAUGAAGGCGGCGAUUGCGGAGAGGGAUUUCGGGGGGAGGUGAGGGUGUGUAUAAUUCCGUGUAGAUGAUUAUUGCACCCACCACCUACCCUCCAUUGUUCGAGAAGACUGGUUCCAUUCUAACCUCAAAUACAUGUGCCAUCUGAUCAGUGCAGACUGGUUCUGGCUACAGGACACCCAGCUCUUCAACUAUGACCAUAGGAUGAUUUGAUAGCUUACUCCCAAUACAUGUAUGGAGAUUUAGUUCUGCAGAUCAAUGUCGCUUGAGGAUGACUCCCGG